AGCUGGGCUUACGGAGAGGGCGGAGGGAGAACGAGGGGGACUCCGGGGGUCGAGGAGCUUUGGGGCCUGCGCUAGGGCGGGAGCGACGCGGCGUGGAAAGAGAGUGCUGCUUCCUCUGUGCCCUGGACCGUUGAUAGAGCGCCUGAGGUGUUCCGGACCCUACGCUCGAGCUCGCCCGGCCCCCACCGUUUGCAGGGAACUCUCAGAUACCUGGCUGCCAUGGGGUGCAGUUCAGCUACAGGGUCACAGGCUCACUGAAGACUGAGAUAUAAAUAUUGGAUCCAGACUUGCUGAUUGUUAGAGGCUGGUACUGCCUUUUGCACAAUGGCAGAGGUGGUGGCUGAGGCAGCUGAAGUGGCUGAGAUGCCAACACAGAUGUCACCAGGGGCAGUGGAGAUGUCAACACCGACGUUAGGGGAGAAAAUGGAGAUGUUAACGGAGGUGACUGAGAUGACACCUGGGGAGGCCCUUGCCUCAUCCCUCUUCUUCCAGUUCAUGUGCUCUGAAUGUGGCAGCCUCUACAACACACUGGAAGAAGUCCUGUCACACCAGGAGCAGCAUGUGCCCACUGUCACAGAGGAGGAGGCGCUGACCACCCAGGACACUGGCCUGGAGCCGGAGCUGGUGCCAGGCACUGAGGAUGGGCCUUUCCAGUGCGGUGAGUGCAGCCAGCUCAUCCUCUCCCCCAGCGAGCUCCUGGCCCACCAGGAUGCCCACCUGCGGGAGUCUGCAAGCCAGAUCCAGUACCAGUGUGGAGACUGCCAGGAGCUGUUUCCCUCGCCUGAGCUGUGGGUGGCUCAUCGGAAGGCCCGGCACCUUUCUGCUGCUGCAGCAGCUAAACCUCCGGUGCCGCCUCCUCUGCCUCCCCUCCCCUCCCCACCUCCACCCCCUGCUCCACCCGAAGUCAAGAUGGAGCCCUAUGAGUGUCCUGAGUGCUCUGCCCUGUGUACCACCCCUGAGGAGUUCUUGGAGCACCAGGGCACUCACUUUGACUCCCUAGAGAAAGAAGAGCGCAAUGGGCUAGAGGAGGAGGAGGAGGGUGAGGAUGAAGAAGAUGACGACGAAGAGACAGAGGACGAGGAAGAGGCAGCAGCAGAGGUUGGUGAUGAUGCUAAGGGAGCUGACAAGUCCACAGCCAGCGAGGCCCAGGGCUGUGGGGAUUGUCCUCAACGCUGCACCUCAGCAGGGGCACGCCGGUGCCACCGGCGGGCAUCCCGUGGCCCAGCGUCAGUGGCUCACCCCUUCCACUGCAGCCAGUGCCAGCGCAGCUUCAGCUCGGCAAACCGGCUUCUGGCUCACGGGCGGGCCCAUGUUGGUGGCACACACGAAUGUACGACCUGCUCCAAGGUCUUCAAGAAAGCAGCCUCACUGGAGCAGCACCUGCGGCUGCACCGCGGCGAAGCCCGCUACCUCUGCGUGGACUGCGGCCGUGGCUUCAGCACAGAACUCACGUUGGUGGCCCAUCGGCGGGCCCACACCGCCAACCCACUGCACCGCUGCCGCUGCGGCAAAACAUUCAGCAACAUGACCAAGUUCCUCUACCACCGGCGCACUCACGCCGGCAAGAGUGGGGCACCUCCCAUGGCGGCGGCGGCGGCGGCAGCCGCCUCCCCGGCUCCUGCCGAGCCCACGCCCCCCGUGCUGCCCCCUGCCCCACCUGCCCAGCUGCCCUGCCCGCAGUGCACCAAGUCUUUUGCCUCCGCCUCCCGGCUCUCCCGGCACCGGCGUGCGGUCCAUGGGCCCCCUGAGCGGCGACACCGCUGUGGUGUCUGCGGCAAGGGCUUCAAGAAGCUGGUCCAUGUGCGCAACCAUCUGCGGACGCACACGGGCGAGAGGCCCUUCCAGUGCCAUUCCUGUGGCAAGACUUUUGCUUCUCUGGCCAACCUCAGCCGCCACCAGCUGACCCACACGGGUGUGCGUCCCUACCAGUGCCUGGACUGUGGCAAGCGCUUCACGCAGAGCUCUAACCUGCAGCAGCACCGGAGGCUGCACCUGCGGCCAGUCGCCUUUGCCCGUGCGCCCCGCCUCCCCAUCACCGGUCUCUACAACAAGAGCCCCUACUACUGCGGGACCUGCGGCCGCUGGUUCCGUGCCAUGGCGGGCCUGCGACUGCAUCAGCGGGUCCACGCCCAAGCUCGGACGAUGACACUGCAGCCUCCCAGAUCACCCCCUCCUGCCCCGCCCCCCGAGCCUCAGCAGACUAUCAUGUGCACCGAGCUCGGGGAGACCAUUGCCAUCAUCGAGACAUCCCAGCCACUGGCACUUGUGGACACGCUGCAGCUGUGCCAGGCGGCACUGGGGGCCACUGAAGCGAGCGGGCUGUUACAGUUGGACACGGCCUUUGUGUGACACAGCUGAAGAGCAACAAUAAAAGAGUUUGGUUGCAGAAUCAAGUGUGGGCACCUCUGGGGAGAAAGGGGGCCACGCCCUGGCAAGCCACUCUGGCGCCCACCGGGUGCCAGCAUUCACCCACCCUGGCCUCUUACACACUCACUCCUCAGAAUGGCCCCACCAGGCGUCACCUUUCUCUGCCUGAGGGGACGCUGAAGCUCUGAGACACGAUAUGAUGUGUCCCGGUCACCCCACUGCGUUGCAAAGCGGGGUUCUCCAAGGCUCUUUGCAUCACCCUGGUGCCCAGCAACAUCAGGUAACCUUUCCUGAGCCCCAACCAUGUGCCAGCUCUGCUGGGCCCUGUCACAUACUUCUUCACAUCCUCUGCUUGUCCCCCCAGCCCUAGCCUUCUCUGGACUCUGGGCUCCCAGGACUUGGCUCUGCCUGGUGGAAGAAGGCACUUGACUUCUCUGGGCUUCCUUGAUCUCACUUUUGACAACGUGGAGGGCAAUCUGUAGGUACCCCGGUAUUCAGCUGCAGGUGGGUGAUGUUGGAAACCCAGGAAUGAGUCAGACGUGGGCUCUGCCCCAGGAGCCACGCAGUGUGGUAGGAGGAACACCCACAAAUACAGAUGGCCUUGCUCUCUGAA
This is a messenger RNA of Orcinus orca (killer whale), 2980 nucleotides long. RefSeq names its product zinc finger protein 526 (gene ZNF526). The record is from RefSeq and is a predicted model, not a curated record. Gene Ontology annotation, biological process: negative regulation of transcription by RNA polymerase II; regulation of immune system process; regulation of cytokine production. The transcript has 3 exons. The coding region runs from base 325 to 2349 and encodes 674 amino acids. NCBI's taxonomy places the organism in Eukaryota, Metazoa, Chordata, Mammalia, Artiodactyla, Delphinidae.